Molecule: messenger RNA, 1362 nt
Organism: Plasmodium knowlesi strain H
Lineage: Eukaryota; Apicomplexa; Aconoidasida; Haemosporida; Plasmodiidae
Product: alpha tubulin, putative
Exons: 3
Coding region: 1-1362 (453 amino acids)
Biological process (GO): mitotic cell cycle; microtubule cytoskeleton organization
Cellular component (GO): cytoplasm; microtubule
Molecular function (GO): GTP binding; structural constituent of cytoskeleton
Source: RefSeq, a predicted model, not a curated record
AUGAGAGAAGUAAUAAGUAUUCAUGUAGGACAAGCUGGUAUUCAAGUUGGAAAUGCUUGCUGGGAACUGUUUUGCCUAGAACAUGGAAUACAACCGGAUGGUCAAAUGCCCUCGGACAAAGCUGCCAGAGCAAACGAUGAUGCUUUUAAUACCUUUUUUUCAGAAACGGGUGCAGGAAAACACGUACCACGUUGCGUCUUCGUUGACCUAGAGCCAACCGUUGUAGAUGAAGUGAGGACCGGAACCUAUCGUCAGCUGUUUCACCCAGAGCAAUUAAUAUCAGGAAAGGAGGAUGCUGCAAACAAUUUCGCAAGGGGUCACUACACCAUAGGAAAGGAAGUCAUAGAUGUGUGCCUAGACAGAAUUAGAAAGCUAGCCGAUAAUUGUACUGGUCUACAAGGCUUUCUAAUGUUUAGUGCUGUUGGUGGUGGUACUGGAAGUGGUUUUGGCUGUUUAAUGUUAGAAAGAUUAUCAGUUGAUUAUGGAAAGAAAUCAAAGCUUAACUUUUGCUGCUGGCCUUCACCUCAAGUAUCAACAGCUGUGGUCGAACCAUACAACUCCGUCCUAUCGACCCACUCUCUUCUAGAACACACCGACGUGGCGAUCAUGUUAGACAAUGAAGCUAUAUACGACAUAUGUAAGAAAAAUUUGGACAUUGAAAGGCCCACUUAUACAAACUUAAACAGACUAAUAGCGCAGGUCAUUUCAUCGUUGACAGCUUCUCUACGUUUUGAUGGUGCCCUAAAUGUGGAUGUUACGGAAUUUCAAACGAAUUUGGUGCCUUACCCACGUAUCCACUUUAUGUUGUCCUCAUAUGCUCCAGUUGUUAGUGCUGAAAAGGCUUAUCACGAGCAGCUAUCCGUGUCUGAAAUUACCAAUUCGGCUUUUGAACCAGCAAAUAUGAUGGCUAAAUGUGAUCCCCGCCAUGGUAAGUACAUGGCUUGUUGUUUAAUGUACAGAGGAGAUGUUGUCCCAAAGGAUGUCAACGCAGCUGUUGCUACAAUUAAGACGAAAAGAACAAUUCAGUUUGUUGACUGGUGCCCAACUGGAUUCAAAUGUGGUAUUAAUUACCAACCACCCACUGUUGUGCCCGGGGGAGACUUGGCAAAAGUGAUGAGAGCCGUCUGCAUGAUAAGUAACUCCACCGCAAUUGCUGAGGUGUUUUCUAGAAUGGACCAGAAAUUUGACCUCAUGUACGCUAAGAGAGCAUUUGUCCACUGGUACGUUGGAGAAGGUAUGGAGGAGGGAGAAUUUAGUGAAGCCAGGGAGGAUUUGGCUGCUCUGGAAAAGGAUUACGAAGAGGUCGGCAUCGAAACCAACGAGGGUGAAGGAGAAGACGAAGGAUACGAAGCGGAAUAUUAG